AUGUACCCUCUGUGUUACCAUGACUGCAAUGAUUAUGAAGUAAUCCAUAUAGUGUUGCUAGGUGAUAUUAAGAAAUCUGCAGGGGCAGAUCCAGCUGAUUGCCCUGUUGAAUCUAAUGAUUUAGAGAAAAUUGCAGUAACCCAUGACCCUAGUAAAGAAGACAAAGUAGAUUAUUCAUUAUUUCUGACCUGUAAAAAAGUUGUAGGAAAGAAUUUCAUGGUGACCCUGGGAAAGAAAAAGAAAAAGAAAGGAGGGAAAAAGGGAAGAAAAAAGAAGGGAAAGACAAAGAUUCCCCUUCCAAUUUGUACAGCACCAGAUGGUCCAAGGUCCAGGAAUGGUGGUCCACCCCUUGAGCUUUUAGAACGAUAUGUGCAUUUCACAGAUAAUUCAAGGUUUGAUAGGGACAACCCACCAGCUCAUCCAAUUCAAGAUGAUUCAGCUUGGUACCUUAGCUUUCCAGAAACGUCCUAUUUAAAUAUCAAUGAUGCGGCCAAGCUUGGUGACCUGGAGUCGCUAAAAGCAGCUUUCAUCAAGGGUACCCCUGUUGAUCAGAGAGAUAAAUAYUAYAAGACCCCCCUGAUGGCUGCUUGUGCUCAUGGCAACCUAGAUAUGGCUCAGUUCCUACUGGACUUAGGGGCUGAAGUAAAUGGAAAAGAUAACUUUAAAUGGACGCCGUUGCACCACGCUUGUCACUCAGGUCAACUAGAGUUAGUGAAGUUAUUACUUGAAAGAGGUGCAGAACUCGAUGCACAAACUAUCAAUGGCGGCACACCUAUUAUGAGAGCUAUAGAGAGCUCCAGGGAAGACGUGGUUGAGUUUUUGAUAGCUAAAGGGGCCAAAAUUCAGUUGCCCAACAAGAAAGGACAUACAGCUCUUGAUGUUGCUAAGGCCUACUCUGACCCACGAGUGGUUGCCAUGGUACAGAAACGAUGGGAUGAAAUACCACCGCCCGUCGAUAAGAAAAAACGACGGCCCCCGCCCAGGCCUAGAACACCAGCGGACGAUGGUGAUGAUGGGGAACCUGGAGACGAUAAAGAUGAAGAUGGUGGUGACGAUGACUAAAUAUGGUCAUUACGGCAUCAGUCGCUUUUCCAAUUUAAACGAAUCUAAUGUGAAGCAAAGUCGGUGAAAAGGACAGCGACCUACGCUCAUUCCCUUAUGGCGUACUUUUAAUUGUGACUUUUGAAAUGAAUACCGCCAGAAAGCAUCGGUAGUUCUUCCUUAGAAACAUCAUAACAUUCAAAAUGGCGAUUCUUGAGCGAUGGACUAGGGGAAAAAAUUCCCUCCGCGUGUCGUUCAACAUUGAUGCAAUCUUUAUAAGAUAUGAAAAAAAUACCUUUUCCAUCUCAAGAAAAAAAGCAAAACUUCAAAAGGAAAAAAGUUAUGAAAAUAACCCCUCAAAAAGUGGUUUGUAAGUCGAUUUUACCAAAUAGUGUUUGCAAAAAAUGUUUAAAAAAAUGUUAAUAUAUACGUUCCUAUUCAAAACUAUAUGAUCAGAWUAAAUUGCCAUGGUAUAACUCA
This is a messenger RNA of Exaiptasia diaphana, 1521 nucleotides long. RefSeq names its product ankyrin repeat and EF-hand domain-containing protein 1. NCBI's taxonomy places the organism in Eukaryota, Metazoa, Cnidaria, Anthozoa, Actiniaria, Aiptasiidae. The record is from RefSeq and is a predicted model, not a curated record. The transcript is spliced from 10 exons. Gene Ontology annotation, molecular function: protein binding. The coding region runs from base 1 to 1062 and encodes 353 amino acids.